This is a messenger RNA of Fundulus heteroclitus (mummichog), 1551 nucleotides long. RefSeq names its product claudin-7-B. Gene Ontology annotation, biological process: bicellular tight junction assembly; cell adhesion. The coding region runs from base 270 to 899 and encodes 209 amino acids. Gene Ontology annotation, cellular component: bicellular tight junction; plasma membrane. Gene Ontology annotation, molecular function: structural molecule activity. The record is from RefSeq and is a predicted model, not a curated record. The transcript has 4 exons. NCBI's taxonomy places the organism in Eukaryota, Metazoa, Chordata, Actinopteri, Cyprinodontiformes, Fundulidae.
CUGUCCACUCCCCAGUCAAGGUGCGGCAGUGGAACAGGUGCGCAAGGAUUCAUCGAGAGGCUUUUUAAACUGAGACGCCGCUGCUGUUUGACUUUCAGAGCGCCAAGGACAGCUUUACCACACUUUGAAGAAGGACAUAACCUCCCAAAGAGGCCAGAAGUUAGUUUGUUGGACUUAAAAGAAACAGGACUUCCAGUUUCGCAGCAGGUGUACAUCGUCUUUUUUUGUGUUUUUUUGAUCCCAAGCGAGGAGGAGGAAGCAACGUCGAAAUGGCCAAUUCAAGUCUUCAGAUUCUGGGCUUCGCCCUGGCUCUUCUUGGUAUGAUUGGAUUGAUAAUUGGCACCAUCUUGCCCCAGUGGAAGAUGUCGGCUUUCGUCGGUUCCAACAUCAUCACCGCCGUGUCGAUGUACGAGGGACUGUGGAUGUCCUGCGCCUUCCAGAGCACGGGCCAGAUCCAGUGCAAAGUGUACGACUCGAUGCUGCAGCUCAACAGUGCCCUUCAAGCAACGCGCGCCCUCAUGGUUGUGAGCAUAAUCGUCACCGUUGCUGGGCUGGGUGUAGCCUGUAUGGGAAUGAAGUGCACAAACUGCGGAGGAGACGACAAAACAAAGAAGUCCCGCAUCGCGAUGACUGGUGGCAUCAUCAUCCUGAUCGGAGCUUUGUGUGCUAUAGUCGCCUGCUCUUGGUAUGCUAACGACAUCGUCCGAGCCUUCUACGAUCCUUUCACCCCUGUCAACACAAGGUACGAGUUUGGCUCUGCCAUCUUCAUCGGAUGGGCUGGCUCUUUUCUGGCUAUAAUUGGAGGUGCCAUGCUGGCGGCAUCCUGCCCAAAAGAAAAGUCUUCUCCCAAGUACCCCAUCUCCAAUAGGCCCCCAAGCAGCUCUAGGGAAUACGUUUGAACAGGAUAGGAAUCGGUUACUGUUUGGAAGAAAAAAAAACAUUUUAAUAUUCAACCCGAAUCCAACUGGUAACUUUUUUAAAAAAAGUAUCCACAGAGUACCGGCUUUAUACAAAUAUAUAUUCCUUUUUAGUUUCCACAGGACUACCCUUGAUGUUACUGUAAUAUUUUUAUCAAACUGUUUUAAACAUUUUUAUUUUAUUUUUUUUAAAUACUGACUGUUUACUUCAGAACCUGCUGGUCUUGCCCUGUCUGAAACUGCAGUCGGUGCUUUAUGUAUACUUUUCAGUGUACUGUGUAUGUAGCUGACAGCUCUGAAGCACUAAGUCCAAUUAUGGAGAAGCUCGAUGUAAGAAGCGCUUUUCAUGUGCAGUUCAAUUAAAAGGACAGUGUUGAGCAACCGCUGCUCUGCUGUAAGGUACUUUUUUUGUUUUUGUUUGAAGGUUGAUCAGUAACACUGCAGACCUGUUUUUAUGGAUUAAUAGAAAUCGGAACUAAACUCUACCAUGAAUACGCGGAUUGCCAAUUUUGCUAACUUGUAAUAAAUGGAAAUGUUGUGACUCUGACUGUUGUAAGAUCUUCAUGUGAGUUUAAGUGUAUUAGUUUUUUUUAUUAUCUUUUUAAGUUGUAAAUAAAGUUAAAGUGACACAUUU